AACAGCAAAAUGGCGCCAGAACCAGUGGCGGGCUGAGGCCGAGAGCGCUUUCUGAAGCCAGCCCUSCGCUCCCCGGCCGCCCGGCCCCUCCUGGACAUGGAGGACGUGGAGGCGCGCUUCGCCCACCUCUUGCAGCCCAUCCGCGACCUCACCAAGAACUGGGAGGUGGACGUGGCGGCCCAGCUGGGCGAGUAUCUAGAGGAGCUGGACCAGAUCUGUAUUUCUUUUGACGAAGGCAAAACCACAAUGAACUUCAUCGAGGCUGCACUGCUGAUCCAGGGCUCAGCCUGUGUCUACAGUAAGAAGGUGGAGUACCUCUACUCGCUGGUCUACCAGGCUCUCGAUUUCAUCUCUGGCAAGAGGCGAGCCAAGCAGCUGUCCUCAGCGCAGGAAGAUGGGGCCAAUGGGAACACCAGCUUGGAGGCCCCCCAGGAGGCAGAGGAUGAGUUCCUAUCGCUGGACGACUUCCCUGACUCCCGUGCUAAUGUAGAUCUGAAGAACGACCAGGUGCCCAGUGAGCUACUUAUUGUGCCUCUCUUGCCCAUGGCCCUGGUGGCCCCUGAUGAAGUGGAGAAGAACAGCAGCCCUCUGUACAGCCACCAGGGUGAGGUCCUGGCCAGCCGGAAGGAUUUCAGGAUGAACACGUGCACCCCUCACCCCAGAGGGGCCUUCAUGCUAGAGCCAAUGGGCAUGUGCCCCAUAGAGCCUGUGGGCACGUGCCCCAUACCAAGAAACCAGAAGGAUGCCAGGAGGGCCGAGGAGCAGCCAAUGGACGUCUCGGGGUGCCGGAAUCCUGUCACUGUGCUUGACUUCUCCCAGCAGCCAGGCACCGCUCCAGAAGGCCUAGCGCCCAGCAGUGGAGGGGAGGAGGAGGAGGAGGAGGAGGUGGCGGAGGCAGCGGCGGUAGUGGUUGACGCAGUAGAACUCCCAGAGGCCAGAGCCCCCAAGGCCACGGUGGAGCCUGAGGAGCCCAGGAGCCCCCACCAGAGUGCCGUCCUGACCAGGAGGUACAUGUUGCGGGAGCGGGAGCGAGCCCCGGACCCCAUGUCCCGGCUAAAGGAGACCCCAGACCCUUGGCAGAGCCUAGACCCCUUUGACUCCUUGGACUCCAAGCCCUUUAAGAAAGGCAGGCCGUACUCUGUGCCCCCUUGUGUGGAAGAGGCUCCAGGACAGAAGCGCAAGAGGAAAGCCACUGCUAAGCUACAGGACUUCCACCAGUGGUACCUGGCCACCUAUGCUGACCACGCUGACAGCAGGAGGCCCCGGAGAAAAGGCCCAACUUUUGCAGACAUGGAGGUUCUGUACUGGAAGCAUGUGAAGGAGCAGCUGGAGACCCUCCGGACAUUGCAGAGGCGGGAGAUAACUGAGCGGUGGCUGCCUAGGGCUGAAGAGGGCCUGUGGCCUGCAGAGGAUGACCGCCUGGAGGAGUCCUUGGAAGACCUGGGGGCAACAGCAGACGAUUUUCUGGAACCUGAAGAGUAUGUGGAGCCCGAGGAGGCAAAGCCUGGGGAGGCUGCUGACUUGGAGGCAGAGGCCAUGCCAGAGUCCCUGAGCUACGAGGAGCUGGUUCGAAGGAAUGUGGAGCUCUUCAUCGCCAACUCCCAGAAGUUUGUCCAGGAGACAGAGCUGAGCCAGCGCAUCAGGGACUGGGAAGACACCAUCCAACCCCUGCUCCUGGAGCAGGAGCAGCAUGUGCCCUUUGAUAUCCACACGUACGGGGACCAGGUGAUCUCACGAUUCCCCCAGCUCAACGAGUGGUGUCCCUUUGCAGAGCUGGUGGCAGGCCAACCUGCCUUUGAGGUGUGUCGCUCCAUGCUGGCCUCCCUGCAGCUGGCCAAUGACUACACGGUGGAGAUCAGCCAACAGCCAGGGCUGGAAGCAGCUGUGGACACCAUGUCUCUGAGACUGCUCACUCACCAGCGAGCCCACAAGCGCUUCCAGACCUACACAGCUCCCUCCAUGGCCCAGCCCUAAGCAGAAGCUGUGAUGGGAGGGUGGGCCAGUUCUCCCUGUGUGCUGAGAGCUUGCUUCUGCCUCCUGGCUGGCCCAGCCUAAUAAAAGUUGUGUUGCCAUCUCA
This is a messenger RNA of Urocitellus parryii (Arctic ground squirrel), 2077 nucleotides long. It is a transcript of the gene Ncaph2, whose product is annotated as non-SMC condensin II complex subunit H2. Gene Ontology annotation, molecular function: chromatin binding. The record is from RefSeq and is a predicted model, not a curated record. Gene Ontology annotation, cellular component: nucleus; condensin complex. Gene Ontology annotation, biological process: mitotic sister chromatid separation; meiotic chromosome condensation. NCBI's taxonomy places the organism in Eukaryota, Metazoa, Chordata, Mammalia, Rodentia, Sciuridae.